UUAGUUCAAUAUAUUACAUUACCUUCUUUCUAAAUAAUGGCUUCUGUUUCCUUUCCUUCAUUAAUUUUAUUCCUUUUCCUCUACUGGGUCUCUCUAAUCUCACCCAUCUAUUCCCUCAGCUGCACAUCAGAUAAGCUCAGCAACACCAAAAUUCAGUACCCCAACUGCACUGAUCUUUCCACUCUUAAUGCAACACUGCAUUACUCCUACAAUGUCGCCACCUCCUCCCUUUCCAUCGCCUUCCUAGCUGCUCCGGCCAAACCUGAAGGAUGGGUUGCUUGGGCCUUAAACCCAACAGGGAGUGGCAUGGUGGGGGCUCAAGCACUCAUUGCGUUCAAAUCCAAUAGUUCUUUGAUAGUUAAGAAGUACAGUAUUACUUCCUACAGCAAAAUAGAGGAGACGAACAUAUUGGCCUUUGAUGUGUCGGAUUUAAGAGCGGAGGCAGGGGCAGAUGGAAAAUUUGUUAUAUACGCGACGGUAAAGGUGCCGGAGAAGGCCGAAUUGGUGAAUAUGGUGUGGCAGGUGGGUGGCAUGGUGGCGCAGGGUCACCCGAUGAGACAUGCGAUGAGUGAUGAGAAUUUGAAGGCUAAGGGAGCGCUACAGUUGGUGGCUACUAGCGGAGCGGGGAAUAGAGACAGUUUUAUGGGUUUGUUAUUGAUUGGAUUUUUUUUUCUUUUUUCUGCUUCUUUUCUGAUUUAAAGUAGUUCUUGUGCCUGUGCUGUAAUAUCUGCCAAAGCUAAUUCAAAGAUAUCUAAUCGUAAUUAUAUAUAUGAAAAAGGGUGGUAAUUCUAUAUAUAUGUUUUUAUUCUUUCGUUUUAAAAUAAAUAAUAAUUGAUAUUAUUUAUU
Molecule: messenger RNA, 846 nt
Organism: Rubroshorea leprosula
Lineage: Eukaryota; Viridiplantae; Streptophyta; Magnoliopsida; Malvales; Dipterocarpaceae
Source: the annotation of a GenBank genome assembly